GGGAAAUGUUACCUGGGAUGUGAGGAUGGAUACAAGGGUGAUACAUGUACCAGUGGUGAGUGAUUUACAUAUAUUAUUGUUCAUCCGUCGAAGGCGACUCACACCAUCACCAUUCAUUCGGUUAGGGGGAGGGUGGGUUACGAUGAGCUCGUAGGUGGCUUGUGAGACCAAUCCGUGCUCGGAAUGAUCUAUGGCACUACGGGGAUAGUUGCUGCAGACAGUGAACUUAUAUUGCUUUUUCGGGCCAGCCUGCGUGUCUCAUCUGUGGUAGUCCUAUUAGCUUCAUGGGAUUUAGUCCCCUUCUUGAAAUCUGAUCUCCACCUGGCUCUGUCCUGAGCUGUGUGCACCCAUUGAGUGGGGUUGAUGCUGAAGGACUUUAGUGCCGUUUUAAGUGAGCUUGAUGUUACAAAAUACGUUUUAUCAAAUACAUUUUAACAUUAUCUUUUUUCUAUAUAAUGGCAUUGCUAUAUUUUCAUACCAGAGUGUCCGGAAAUUACAGAAUACAAUGUAUACUUGAUAGAAAGUUUGUUAAAUAAAUAGAAAUUCUUCAAUGAAAAAAAACAGACGUAGAGACAAACAUGUGACAAUUUUUUUUUAAAACUUUUAAUAAACCUGAAAACACUUCAUCAACAACUAUUUUAUUAGAAUGUCCAAAGCUGACAUGGGGUAGCCAGUGUCUAAAACGCUGCAGUGACCACUGUCUCAACAGAACGUGUGACUUUGUCAAUGGGGUCUGUGACCAUGGAUGUGACCGUGAUUACAAUAACACACAAUGUCUAGAUGGUAAGGAUUUUAAACAUGUUACUUCCAUUUUAUUUAUUUCUUAUAUUCUUAUUUAUUUGUAUGGUUUCUUUAUUUAUCAAGUAUUAUGACAGUUUGCACAUUUUAUUUCAUCUCUGUUUUUGGGAUCCUCGUAGUAUGCUUAUAAUAUACUACUGACUUAUGUGUUAUAAUAAUAUAUUAUUGGUAAAAAAUUAAAAUAUUUAUUAAUAACUAAACUUGUAUUGGGCAUCUAAAUUUGUUUUUCUUUCAAGUUUAUUUGAAGUUUUAACAGUCUUUUCAUGAUCGUCAUUAGCGUCACUUACUUCAUGAAAAAUGAUUCCAUGGGUUGCGGUUGAAAUUCCUAUGAUUUUAGGCCGUAAAUAAACAUUCUGCAACUUUCACAUGCUUUGUUUAGUUGUAGCAAAUCGGUCUCAUAGAGUCCAACUAGUUGUGUUUACUGUGUCUGGUGUGUAGGUAACACAAUCCUGGACAACGUUUGCUGCGUCAGAUACCCCCUCCCUACUGUGAAUAUGGAAAGUCUUAUAUUUUGAAAUAAACAAAGUACAUUUUUCAAGGCUUUUGUCGUCCCCAAGAAAUAUGCUUUUGCUCCUGGGCGACAUGUUUCCAAAUUUCAUGAUGCUUUAGUUAUAAUUAAAAAUAAAAAUAGUGAACCAUACUUAUAUAAAUAUGCAAUGUAAGCAAAUUUCAACCAAUAAACUGUAAUGUUACUACACAUUAAAAAAAAAAAUAACGAGAAUUUAAAAUUCACAAUGAUAAAUACUUUGGCGUAUCUAAUGUAAGUGUCAUCGGGAAGAGCCUAUAAAUUUUCCGUCCCGCUUCCACAAAAAGUAUCUUCUCAGUUGGACAAAAAUACUGCCCCCUAUAAAAAGUCAAGAAUUUUCACCCUGGGCGGACCACUGCUUAAUAACCCCGCUUUCUACGCCACUGAUUGAAUCUUGAUACAACUAAUGUUCCAAAGUAAGUGAGCUAGCAAACGAAAAAUCUACUACUAUGUAUAAUAUUUCUAGCGAGUAACAGGCAUGCACUGCAAUGCCACUCAAAGCAAGUAAGUGUUUGCGUUUUGAUUAUUUUUCUUAAAGAGCUUUUAAAUACACAAUAUUUUUUUUUUGUUUUUUCGUCUGGUGCAUACACGAAUAAAUCAGAACAUUUUCUGACGUGAGAGCAGGCCACAUGCAGUUGUCCAUAGGAGAGGCAUGGGUUUUUCAAAUGUAGUCCACGCGCUUCUAGUGAUUGUCCCUGUGCUUUGUUGAUGGUCAAUGCCUAUGCGAUUCAUACCCGGAAACUGCAGACGUUUGAAUUCAAAUGGCAUAUCUGUUGGAAUCAUUGGGAUGUCUGGCAACAGUACAUCUUCUCCUUUAAGUUUUCAUUUUAAAAUAUUAGCAUCGAUGGUUUUGUUCAUGAUGUCUUUCGUUCAGAGAUUGGUACUGUUACAAAUUCGUGAGGUAUUUAUUUUUCGUAAAAGAAUGAUAGGCACGCCAAUGUUCAGUGUUAAAAUGUGCGCCGCAAUGCCGGGCAAUUCAAGUGAAUUCAAGAAUUCUGUUUGAUAAUUGAAAACUUCGUCUUGAUUCAAUACAGUAUCGGUGGACUGAUACGUUGUCGUUUCACCUGGUAUUUCAUUUUCAAUGCUUAAGUUGAUGGUAUUAAAUCGUUGUUUUCGGCUGCUAAUACAGUACGUGCACUGAGCCACUGAUGAUUUUUGUAAUAUUGUACGAUAUUUGGAAAAAAAACUUGUUGAAUCAAUUCGUCGGAGGUUUCUGUCAUUUUACAGAAGCUUUUUGGCAAUGUAAAACAUUGUGUGGAUUCAUCGAUUGCCAUUUUCCCAUUCCUAAUGUCUAACAAUUGUUUUGCGAAACGUUCAGCGGAUGCAUCGUUGUGUAUUCUUACACCCAUAUCAGUCUUCAAAGUCAAUUUCUGUACAUGUCGCCAUGAAACUGAUGCUUUUAUACAUGUGUUUAAUUCAUUGGCAGCUGUUGGACAUGGUAUAACUGGUAGAGUUUGUCGAAAUACAUCGGACAAUACAAUAAGUGCGCCACCCAAGAGCUGUUCAUUUCCUCUGAAAAAAGAAAAAUAUGGGAGAAUAACAUCAAAGAGUGUACAGGACUAACACUGGUCGAUGAUGUGCGUAAUGCAGAAGACAUAGACGAAUGGAGGGGGAUAGUUCAUAUGACAUCUGUGGCGCCCCAACGGCCCAAGUACUGAGGGGCAUGAUGAUGAUGAUGAAUAUAUUAAAUAAAGUAAAAUUUAGGGGCGCCACCACAAAAAAGGAAUACUGAACAAUGGUGGUUCUAAUUCACGACCUACUUACUAUGUAACAUACCAUCUGAAAUAUCACUCUCUCUCUCUCUCUGUUUGAUUUAAUUCAUUCCCGCUACGCAAUAGCUCAGUUUGAAAAUAUAUUUAUGAAUUUCUUAUACGAAAAAAAUGAAAUUAGGGCAACUGGCCCAAACGAAAUAUUGUAAAAUGUUGCUCUAGUUUCAAUUUUUUUCCGGCAGAGUGCAUAUCCAUUCACCAAAGUUUUAUCGAAAGCGCUUCAGUGGUAUAGGAAUGCAUAUGUUAAUUAUAUAGAUAAUAUAAUCGUAGAAAACGAAUUUAUGCCCCCGGCCACAAACGGAAUAUUGUAGAAUAGUUAUAUUACUUCAGAAACCUACUUAUUAUGUCACAAAAAAUUUUAUUUCACUAUUAGUAUUUGAUUAAAAAUCAUUGUGUCCAUGCAUUAACUCUGUUUGAAAUUAUAGUUGUAUAGCUCAUUUAGGCAAAAAAGAACAUUGGGCCCUUGGCUAAAAACGGAAUAUUAUAAAAUGGUUGUAUUAAGUUUAAAACCUUUCCGGGCGUGCUCGCAACCUCUCAUCAAAGUUUUAUCGGCGUAGGAGCGCUUACGGAUAUUAUUUUUUUACAAAGAUCGCAUAAUUUAUUAAAAAAAAAAAAAUAAGGGUUAACGGCUGAAAAUGGAACAUUUUAUAAAGGUUAUAUAAUGCCUCAGUUGAAUGCCCGGUUAUGUGGACAACUCACCAAAGUUUAUGCGCAUAUACAAUACAUACAGACAUUCAUUUAUACAUAUAUAGAUGACUUGCAUGUCAGACGACCGUGGGUAAAUUGUUCUUCUGAUCAUGUUGAGUUCCAGCACAAAAAAUUAUCGACUGUAAUAGUUUAAAUAUAAAAUAAAUUGUUGCAUGAAUGGUUAUAUACAAUUUUAAUAGAUUUUGUUUACUAAAUAAUAUUUUUGUUUGUGAAAAUUACUUAGACACAGCAUAGUUUGUGAUUUGAAAAAAAAGCCUUUUUUGUUUGAAAGAAAUAGUUCUAUAAUAGCGAAGGGAGUUUUGUUUACAAAUGCAAAAGUAUUAUUGUGAUUACAUGUGAAUGUUAAAAUAUAUAUUUUCAAUCCAUUAAUUAGCUACAAAUCCUUUGGACUACACAUCAGGUAUUUAUCAACAUAUUUUUAUCACGAAAAUGUAUAACUGGCUAAAUUAUAUAUAAUAAAAAACACUUUAUUAAUCAUUUAUCCAUCCAUCUUUCUUUCUAUUAAUCCAUGCUUCUGUCCAUCAAUCCGAUGGUCUAUAUUGUAUCAGUCUUUUCCGUAUUCUAAAUGUCCGUUUGUCUGUCUGUCUAUCUGACUCCUGUAUCUAGCUGUCUACCCGUCUAUCUUUCUGUCUGUGUGUCUACCUGUUUGUCGAUCUUUUUUCUGUCCGUCAUUUCGAUGUUGUGUAUCUAUUUAUGUGUUUGUCUCUAUGUCUGUUUAUCGUAACUGAUACAUCUCUAUUUAUUUAUCUACCUUUCUAUCAAGUAUACAUUGUAUUCUAAUAUUUACCAAGUUAUUUGUUAAACCAUGAUCUAAAAUUCAUGUUCCCCAGUAUUGUUGUUGACAUUUACAUUGUUUACGAUUGUCAAUUUGCUUUCUUUGUGUUGCCAAUCGUUUGCAGGUUUACGAUAGCAUUAGUUCUAAAGUUGAACUUGAGUGAAAUUGCUUACAUUUCUUUUCCAUUCCCUUUCAGUCACAAAAGAUCACAAAAAAAUCAAGACAUUUUAGAGUUUCCUUUAGUGGUGUAGCCAUUUCUAAGCCAUUUUAUAUGGAAUACAUAUAAGCCAUUGCAGACUCUGGCUUGCACAGAUUAGACGAAAUUUUUCUAGACAUUUCACAAAGAGACUGACAGUGGACAGUGUGUGCUUGUUGUGUGUGUUCAUGCUGUUAAAUAUUUAACACAAUCCGUUCAGCUAUCCCUAUAUUGUAUAGAAAAAUAGUUAAUUAUUGAUAAAAAAUGGUAUCAUUCUUUGGUAUUUCCUUAAUAUUUGGCUUCAUUUCAGAUCCUGUUGCACACUGUUUAGUUAAUAAGACAUUUAUUUGUAAACGAAAAAAAAUAUUUAUAUCCAUAAACCGGUUCAUAACAAAAUCAUUUAGCUCUUUCAAAUCAUUAUAACAAACAGGAUGUAACAAUGGACUUGCCAGUGGGAUUGGUAUAGGAAUUGGUGUUACGAUAGCUGCUGAUGUCAUCAUUUGUAUUGCUGUAUGCAUUUGGCUCAAAAGACGAAAAAAACCUCUACCAAAACCACAUGAUACCACAGACCGUCAAAAUGAUCAUGUAGAUGCUAUACAAUCACGCAAUACAACGACCCGUCUUUAUGAUCAUGUAGAGCACAUACCGUCAUGUGAUGCAACAGACCGUCAUUAUGAUCAUGUAGAUCCCAUACAACCAAAUGAACAUCCAUAUAAUACAGUAGAUAAGAGUGGUAAGUUCAUUUUUUUUAAAAAUGUUAGCUAAGAAAUAGUUAAUGAAGUAUAAUGUUCAAAAUACUGUGCAGCCUGGGUUUAUCACAACCAUUUAAGUCCAUCAAAUCACGUUAACAAUAAAUUGUUUCCCAAUAAUCUGUAGGUGUAUUUCCAGCAAAUACAGUUAGGAUUUUUGAAAAGUAGGAACAUAAGAAAUCAAUAAAGUUAUUGAUUUAAAAAAUAAUGGAUACCUACCGUAUACACUCGCAUAUAAGCCGAAUUUAGAACUAUAAAAUACAAUACUGAAAUCAGGGGUUCGGCUUACAUGCGCUUAAAACAAAAUGGACACAAGGACAGACACUAAUGCCAAUUUUCCAGCCAUACAUUUUCAUCGCUAUCUGACUCUUUAAUUGGUUGAGUGUACAGAGUACUAAUAUAUAUAUACAGAGGUGUCACUUCAAAGAAUUUAAUGUAUUCAUAGCUGAUAAUUAUUGUGAGUAUGAAUAUUACCAUGGAUAAUUCAUUAUCAAAGUACAAAGUAAAAAAUGGCUUACAAUUAAGAAAAAAAUAAAUAAAAAACAGAAAAUGUUUCCUAUAUCUUUGGUUUCUUAACUAAUACUCUGUACGCAGAUGCAUAGAACCAAGUGAGAGAGACACGACCUCGUGGUUGUAUGCGCUCCAUUGGCGAGCCGUAACCAAGCUAGAGCCUGUAAGAACACUACAUGAAAUUAUAAACAGAAAUGUGAUAGUUUUUUUUGUGAAUAAAUAAAACGCAACAAAAGAAUUUUUCGCCUUUAUUUAUUUCAAAAUGUAUAUAUAUUUUUUCUAAAUAUAUACUUCUUUAAUCAUUAGUUGUGAACAACAUAUGAGCGGAAGUUCAGAUAUUAUUUAAGCGAACAUUGUAGAAAGAGCAGAACACGUUUUUGUGUCAUUCCAAAAGGUAAACAAACUGGUAUGUAACAUAAAAGUAACCAUUUUACAUCUUUACAGUAACACAUUUCUAUGAACCAAAAAUAUGGAGUAAAAUUAGACCAUUGUAUGGUCGGCUUAUAGGCUGGUUUUUGCAAAAUUUUUCCAUUUUAAAGCAGUUUUAGAGGGUCGGCUUAUAUGCGAUGUAGGCUUAUAGGCGAGUAUAUACGGUAAGUCUCCUGUAGUUAGUGAGCUAUUAUUUCAAGGAAUCUUAAAUUAAAAUUGUAUCAUUGUAGGAAAAGUGAUGAGGAAUGAAAUUUAAUAGAACAACAGCUAUUGUCUAUUUAUAAUUAAGAUUUAAUUCUUUUUUUUUUCCUUCCAGGAGAUGACUAUAAAAAUAUAAACAUGUUAAAGAUGUUAUAAUAAUAAACUCAC
Lymnaea stagnalis (great pond snail) is the source of this 6829-nucleotide messenger RNA. The record is from the annotation of a GenBank genome assembly. Lineage: Eukaryota; Metazoa; Mollusca; Gastropoda; Lymnaeidae.